Penicillium concentricum is the source of this 255-nucleotide messenger RNA. RefSeq lists its product as uncharacterized. The record is from RefSeq and is a predicted model, not a curated record. The coding region runs from base 1 to 255 and encodes 84 amino acids. Lineage: Eukaryota; Fungi; Ascomycota; Eurotiomycetes; Eurotiales; Aspergillaceae. The transcript has a single exon.
AUGCGCAAGACGAGCAAGGAUGCAGAGGCAGGUGAAGAAGAUCUCGCUGUUGUUGAGCCCGGAAGAAGGGUGCGAGAUACGAAGCAAAUCGCGGGCGAAGCUGUUGUGAAUGUGGAGGAAAGCGAAAAGAAGGAUGUCAAAAUUGUCGAUUAUGAUUUGAAAAAGGUGAAACAAGAGAAGAAGUCUGCUACCUCUCAGAAAUCUCGUGCAGUCAGAGGAAGAGGAAAGAAACCCCCUGUUGUUGAGGAGAAGUGA